AGCACGAACAGUCAUUGAACAAAAAAGUAUUGUUCAUGGCUCACGAAAGGCUAUACUAUAAAAGUACGAUGCCUUGCUUUGCAAUAUUAAGAAGUUUGGUUUAUUUAGAUAUCAAGAAUUGCUUAUCUAUAUUAACUAAGGGAUGAGGUUCACGGUCAUCCUUUUGAGUGUUGCUGUCUUCGUAGUGGCUGAGGGUGCUCCUCAGGGCGGAGGUGCAGGUGCUGGUGGGCAAGCAGGCGCAGGAUUUGGAUUCGGAGCGAAUAUGGGAGCGGGAUUGGGAGGCGGAGCAGGAGCAGGAGGUGGUGGUGAAGGUGGUGCUGGCGGAGGAGCCGGGGGUCAAGCAGGAGCAGGAGCUGGAUUAGGAUUUGGAUUUGGAGCGAAUGCUGGAGCUGGAGCUGGUGCUGGUGGCGGAGGCAACGGUUAUGGUGGUUAUGGAAGGAAAUAAACUGUGGAGUAACAGUGACUAAAUCAAAGAUGUAAAGAAUCAUGCUUGUAUAUUUUGGAAAUAAAGUUAUUUUGGCGAGUAA
Messenger RNA from Argiope bruennichi, 527 nucleotides. RefSeq lists its product as uncharacterized. NCBI's taxonomy places the organism in Eukaryota, Metazoa, Arthropoda, Arachnida, Araneae, Araneidae. The transcript is spliced from 2 exons. The coding region runs from base 143 to 445 and encodes 100 amino acids. The record is from RefSeq and is a predicted model, not a curated record.